GGCUGCAGCAGAUUUGGGAACGCUAGUGGAGUGUAUGCCCAGGAGUGCAGCUCAGCGAGUUUGGAUCCUGGAACCAUGAGUGGGUGCCCCUUCAUGGGGAACAAAUACCAAUUUAAUUUUAGCAAACUGUCUUUGGAAGAUGAAAAAGAUGACAAGUCACAAGAAGGGCUGAAUAAAGCGAGCAAAGGUGGACUUGUCUAUGGAGACUAUCUCCAACUGAACAAAAUAUUGAAUGCGCAAGAACUCCAGAGUGAAAAGAAAGGAAACAAAAUCCAUGAUGAGCAUCUUUUUAUUGUGACACAUCAAGCUUAUGAACUUUGGUUUAAGCAGAUUCUAUGGGAAAUGGACUCUGUUCGGGUGAUCUUUCAGAAUGGGCAUGUAAGAGAUGAGAGGAACAUGCUGAAGGUUAUUACUCGAAUACAUAGAAUUUCAAUGAUUCUAAAAUUACUUGUGGAACAGUUCUCCGUUUUGGAAACUAUGACUGCACUGGACUUCUUUGAUUUCAGGGACUACUUAAGCCCAGCCUCAGGUUUUCAGAGCCUGCAGUUUCGCUUGCUAGAGAACAAAAUUGGUGUUCCCCAAAGCCUGCGUGUCCCCUAUAACAGAAGGCAUUACCGUGAUAACUUCAAGGGGCAGGAUUAUGAACAGCUGCUUAAAUCAGAGCAAGAGCCAACACUACUGCAGCUUGUGGAGGCAUGGCUGGAAAGAACGCCAGGACUUGAAGCAGAAGGAUUUGAUUUCUGGGGACAAUUUGAAGUGAAUGUUUUAAGAGGUCUAGAAGAGGAAUUUGCCAUGGUGCAGGCCAAACCAGAGUCGGAAGAAAAAGAUGACUUAUUAUCAGAACUCCAAAAACAGAAAGAUGUACUUCUUUCGUUAUUUGAUGAAAAACGCCAUGAACACCUUCUUAGUAAAGGAGAAAGACGACUGUCUUAUAAAGCACUGAAGGGUGCCCUAAUGAUCUACUUCUACAGAGAAGAGCCUCGCUUCCAGGUUCCCUUUCAGCUUCUUACUUCUCUUAUGGAUAUUGACGUACUCAUGACCAAAUGGAGAUAUAACCACGUUUGCAUGGUGCACCGAAUGAUUGGCAGCAAGGCUGGCACAGGAGGCUCAUCAGGCUACCACUAUUUGCGCUCGACAGUGAGUGACAGAUACAAGGUGUUUGUGGAUUUGUUCAAUCUUUCAACAUUUUUAGUGCCCAGACACUGGAUACCAAAGAUGAAUCCAACUAUUCAUAAAUUCCUUUAUACAGCAGAAUAUUGUGACAGCUCCUAUUUUAGCAGUGAUGACUCAGAUUGAAGUACCUUUCCAGGAUGAUUGCUCUAAAGAGCUUCAGAACUAUCACAUUGACUGGUGCUCUCUCUCAAAUAUAGCAACUGUUCUUGUACAGUGGGGGUAUGUAAAUAUGUAUUUAUGUAUGACAACUGUGUGAAUAGUAUAAUCAGCUUAUGGCAGAAGGCUAAUUAUUUGUAAAAAAUCUGUAUUGCAUUAGGCUAUAUUGAGGCUAAAAUGACAUCCCAAUUCAACUCAGUGGCCAAUUUAACUCAGCAUUAAGUGUUCAAAAUUGUAGUUGCUGUCUUAAAACUUUCAUCUAGGGAAAGGGAGCAUUUCAGACAGAAUUAGCAUGAUCAUAUCUUAUUUGCACAUAUUUUUGUACUUAUUAGUUUGCCUAAUGGCUGCUAGCAAAUUACUUCUAAUUUAGGAUGUAAUUAGUCUUAACAGCUUCAGAAAAAUAUUAGUAUCUAAGCCUUUAGUGGAAUUUCAAAAGGAAUUUUGGGGUAAGAUUGUCAAAACAAGAUUUUAGAAAAAUCCUAAGUCUUGAAUUCAUGGAAACUCAAGCAUUUUGAUUUUUUAUAUAAAUUAGGAGACAUUUUUCUGCAUGUUGUUACACACGAACAGAAAUCUCCUCAGUAAAAAUACUUACUGUUAAGAAUAGUAGAUGGACCUGAAGUACUUCAUUUUGCACUUCAAAUAAAGCAGUAUUAAAGCUCUU
Messenger RNA from Struthio camelus australis, 1990 nucleotides. RefSeq names its product tryptophan 2,3-dioxygenase (gene TDO2). Gene Ontology annotation, molecular function: heme binding; metal ion binding; L-tryptophan 2,3-dioxygenase activity. NCBI's taxonomy places the organism in Eukaryota, Metazoa, Chordata, Aves, Struthioniformes, Struthionidae. The record is from RefSeq and is a predicted model, not a curated record.